Trichoderma harzianum CBS 226.95 is the source of this 660-nucleotide messenger RNA. RefSeq lists its product as hypothetical. Gene Ontology annotation, biological process: endosomal transport. Gene Ontology annotation, cellular component: BLOC-1 complex. Lineage: Eukaryota; Fungi; Ascomycota; Sordariomycetes; Hypocreales; Hypocreaceae. The record is from RefSeq and is a predicted model, not a curated record. The annotation marks the transcript as partial. The transcript has a single exon.
GCCUCGCCUCCCUCCGCUCCGUCCGUAGUGACAACCUCCGCCGCCGCCACGGCCAUGGCCUCUCCCGCCCUCCAUCCCGCUAUACAGCCCACGCUGCCCUCGGCUGAAACCCAGCGGCACGUCUCCGAGGCCCGCGCCGCCGUGGUCGCCUCCAUCGGCAACAUGCUCGACUCGGAGCUGCAGUCCCGCGCGGGCAUCCUGCACUCGAACGCCGCGGCGCUGGAGAAGCAGGAGCGCGACGUCCUGCGCGCCACCGACGGCCUGCGCAAGGAGACAGCGAAGCUGAAAGCCGAGGCGGACAAGGCGGCGCGGAAGGUGAAAGAGCUGGGCAACGUCCAGAACUGGGCCGAGGUGCUGGAGCGCGGGUUCCUCGUGCUGGAGGAGACGGUGAGGCUGGCCAACGGGGGCGAGGACUCGGAUGAUGCGGGCAGUCAGUGUAGCUGCAGCUGCAGCGAGUGCGGCAGUGAGUCGGACAUGGACGUUGAAGAGGGCGAGGGCAGUGAUGGCGGUAAUGGUAACGCCGGCAAUGGUGCUGAGAACGGUGCUGAGAGGAGAAUGGAUGUGGAUGCCAUGUCGGAUGCCAGUCGAAGCUUGAUGGACCUCGACUCGAGUACCGGCACGGGGCGAGCAAAGGGGUCCGAGACGGCGUCUAUUUCGACA